CAUAGACAGGCGCAUAGAGGACAGGCGCCGCUUGUGAACGCCGCGUUAUUCCGCUUACCGUUACCACGGAAACAUUUUACCCAAUCAGAGACGAUUUGGCAAGAUGCUGUGGAAACAGUAGCCAAUCAUAGAGUCUGUUGUUUAAGAGUCAGUCAGUUUGAAAAGGCAAAGCAAGCUUUUUCUAACUGACGGAAACAGAAAAGUGUGGUAUCCUGCAUAAUAUAAAACAGAUGUCCUCAGACGAAGAGGAUCCUACCAGUCCUGUUCUGCCCAAGGACUCUGAUGCAGGCAGCUCUGUCUCCUCUGAGCUUCAGGAUGAGUAUGAGGAGCUCCUCCGCUAUGCUGUGGUCACCCCUAAGCUUGACAGACUCACCAGUGCUCACUUGCAGCGGCUGGGCACCUCACAUCUGUCUGCAGAGGGCCGGCCUUCCCGGAGAAAAGAUGACACAAAAUCACAAGGCCCUCAUUCCUUUUUAUCUGUUUGUCAUUGUGACUCUGAUUUGAGAUCACAAGUCUCUCCCUUACUUGUUGAGCCCUCCACACGCUCAAGAGCCUCUCAUGCUGAGGAGAUGGCAGGUCGGUCAUUUAGCAGGGCGUCAGUGCUCUCGAACACUCCCUCAGACAGGUUACAGACAGUGUCUGAGAGGUCUAGGCCAAACAGCCCACACAUCUUUGAGUCCACUGUGACAGACAUGUUUAUAUCAGAGGAGAACAUAAGCAAGAUGGGGAACAUUCUGGACACGUGGAGCAACAACUUGAAGACAAAUGUGCUGACUGAGCUCAGGAAGUGGAAGAUGGCCUUCAUGGAGCAACACAAGCUGGAGAUGCGAAAAGAGAGGGAGAGGUGUGCAGCCCAGACAACUGGCCUGAGGUCAGAGUUAGACAGCCUGAAGGGGCUGCUACACACCUACGAGACUUCCAACCAGAGAAAAGAUGAGGUGAUUGGGAACCUGAGCCAGGUGCUGGACAGACAAAAAGAAAAGCUUGAACAAAUGAGGGCCUUCACCCACUGGAGACUCCAGCACGCUGCUGCCAAAGAAGAGGCUCAUGCUGCUCAGGUAGCACAGCAGCACUACAAUUUGCAGCUGAAGAAGAAGGUGUGGUUGGGAUGGCAGUCUCUGAUCCAGAAACACUGGAAGGUCAAGGUGGAGCAGGCUUGCCGUGCAAGAGCUGAAGAGGUCUGCACCCGCCUGUCUACAGAGUAUGAGGCCAAGCUGGCAGAGCACUGUGAGGCUACAGAAAGAGCACAGGCAGAGAUUCAAAGACUGCGACUUGAGCGUGAGCGCUAUGAAGAAUCUAUGAAGAAAGCCUUCAUGAGGGGCGUGUGUGCUCUCAACAUGGAGGCUCGCAUGUUCCACACUACAGAGGGACGGCCGGAGCACCAUCCAGUUCAUAAUCAGCAUGAUAAUCUGCCUCCCCAGGAUGAGCCUGGCUCUGCUACCUUGGCUCAAGUUCAACCAUAUCCCAUCUCUUCCACACAGUUCAGCCCAGUCCACUUUGACCGCCCAGACCCUUCCCACAGUGAAAUAGAGGAUAUGGUGGGCUCUGGUGCCCCGGUGUCCAGGGCAGAAAUGAUCCCUCCUACUUCAGUGGUGCACAGCUCACUGCCACUUGGGGGCACUGCAAUUUCCCACAAACAGGUGAGCAGUCGUGUCAUCACAGCUAGUCAGCAAAGACCCUCAAAGACUGUAACAGCUCGCAUCACUGCACGCACUGACGUUGGUAAAGCCGCCCGCAGCAACCUCCAGGUGAUGGGUGUUGCUCCGCCCAUGAGCUCUGUGAUAGUUGAACGCCAUCAUCCUGUCACACAGCUCACCAUCGGUCAGGCGAUGGCUUCUAAGUUUCCCCGCCCCUCCCAGCCGGGCCAAAGCUCCACUGGAGGCAGAAGCUCCUCCAGAACACACACCAGCACAUGCCAAGUACACUCCAUCAAAGUAGUUGACUGACCACUCAUACAUAGCUCACACAGGAGGUGUUGCUCACUUAGUCUAGAUAUAAAAUUGAACACAUCCUAUGCAAUAAUCUUAGUUACCAUGGUAAUGGUUUCAAGUCCAUUUUACUUUGAUAUCUUGGAGUGAAUUUGCCCUUGAUUUCUGUAUCUUAAGUGAACGUUAGAUUGUUUUUAGCUUACUCUCAUGAUUGUGGAUAGUUUAUUAUUUGUCCUCAAUGAGGACAUUUUGGAAUGUGCACGAUUUCUUGAGCAAUAUUAUUUUACUACUCAGACACAGGUGUUUAGAACUGCACAUGUAAAUGUUUUUAAUUAAAACCAGCUGGACAGAGUUUAGAAUUGCAAAAUGGAUGUUUAUUUCUAUCAAAAUGUUUUACUCUUAAUUAUGCACAGGUGAGACUGUAAUGUAGUAUUUAUUUUAUAGAUGUUUUUUUAAUGACACUGACUGUUCAACAUAACAGGUUGUUUGCUUUAUUAAACCAAAGCCAUAAUGAUCUGA
Molecule: messenger RNA, 2447 nt
Organism: Etheostoma spectabile (orangethroat darter)
Lineage: Eukaryota; Metazoa; Chordata; Actinopteri; Perciformes; Percidae
Gene: poc5
Product: POC5 centriolar protein homolog (Chlamydomonas)
Biological process (GO): eye photoreceptor cell development
Cellular component (GO): photoreceptor connecting cilium
Source: RefSeq, a predicted model, not a curated record